GAGCAUGAGUGGGAGAGAGGCAGAGAGAGGUGAGUAUACAGAAUCCAAAGCAGGAUCCAGGCUCUGAGCUGUCAGCACAGAGCCCGAUGCGGGGCUCGAACCCACGAACCAUGAGAUCAUGACCUGAGCCGAAGCCGAAUGCUCAACUGACUGAGCCAUCCAGGUGCCCCCCAUCACUAUGGUCUUAAUACUGCUUUUAAUGGGAUUCUCCCACAUACCCCAUACUUUGGGAGGAUAGUCAGGAUAAGUGGGCCUCAGGAAGUCACACUAUGUAAUUUUUCUUCCUACAGUUAACCUCAUUUUAGAAUUUGUGAUAACCUCAUUUUAGAAUUUGUGACUCAGAUCUGGGUCUUGUGUAAGUCUCUGAUAGUGAACUCUUUUUUUGUAACCAGUUAACUGGACCUUUUUAGGGAAGGCUUUCAUUCUUUUGUUUAUUCUAUUCUGCCCCAUUCAAGGUUGAGAAACUUUCUAGAUUCCACCUUCUACUUUUAGACCUAGUUUGCCCCCCCCCUCCAGUUCCCUGCAUAGCUCUAAGUUAUAACAUUUACCUUUCUGAAUGGGGGAUUAUUCAUCUACAUGGUCAUCUCAUCUAGGGCAGAGAGAUAUAGAUUGCACAAAUACUCACUGAGCAAGUGUCUUCCCUUUACCAGGACCUGAGCUGGACACUGGAAACACUGAUCACAGAUAACUGAGGUCUAGUCCCUAUCCUCAAGUAACUCACAGUCUAGUAGGGAAGUAUACAAACAAACACUGGUGGAUACUUGCUCAGAUAGAUUGAAGCAUAUAGACAAUACGAGAACCAAAGAUAAUGCCUGUCCCAGUAUACAGGGAAAGUUUCCCAGAGGAGACAAACAUUGAACCAGGUCUUGAAGAAUGAGUCAGAUUUAAUUGAGAAUGGAAGGAAAGAUAAGGCAUUUCAGGCUGAGCAAAGGCCCAGAGGUUAAAAAAAAAAAAGGCAUAUGCUAUGUUUGGGGAAUCAGUGAGUCAGCCAGUGUAGUUUAAGCAUGAGGGUCUAAAGAGACAUAUGGCUACAGAAAUAGGUUGAACUUGAUUGAGAAGAGCCAUUCUAAAACUUUUCCAUAAAGCUUGUUUAGUUCUCCUGCUUCCAGUAUCAAAAUUGGUAACAGUGGUAAACAACAACAACAACAAAAACCCAAACAACACACAUACAACCACAAAAACAAAACAAAACAAAACAACAACAACAAAACCAACCAGCUAGCUAGUUCCAGUUCCAGGUAAUUUUCACUUGGGUUUUCAAGCCUGGAAUCCAGGUUUACCCUUUCAGACCUUGCCAAUAGCCUGCUUGCUUCCUAUCUCAGAUUUCCUGCUGCUAAAAUUAUCUUUCUGCCUCUUGGCAAGUUUGUGAGGACAAAACUGUAAACAUAGAAGGGGGUUCAUGUGACUGGCUCAAUUACUUUGGACAAGUUAUUUCCCCUCUCUAGACCUCAAUUUCCCUGUGAGACUAGUGAGAAUAUUUAUAAGGCACAACUAGGAUAUGGAAUAUGCUGUUGCUUUGUGCUCCAUGGAAACAUACAUGUGAAAGGUUAUUGUUAAGAUUAUUAGCAUUGCAAAUGAAAAUGAGAUAUUACCUUACAUGUGUCACAAUGGCUAAAAUCAAAAACACAAGAAAUAACAAGUGUUGGCAAGCAUGUGGGAAAAAAAGGAACCCUGAUACACUGCUGGUGGGAAUGUAAAUUGAUGGAACCACUGUGGAAAACAUUAUAGAAAUUCCUCAAAAAAUUAAAAAUAGAAAUACCAUAUGAUUCAGCAAUUCCACUACUGGGUAUUUACCCAAAGAAAAUGAAAACACUAAUUCAAAAAUAUAUAUACACUCCUAUGUUUAUUGCAGCCUUAUUUCCAAUAGCUAAGAUAUGGAAUCACCCCAAAUGUCCAUUGGUAGAUGAAUGGAUAAAGAAUAUAUGGCAUAUAUAUACACAAUGGAAUAUUACUCAGGCAUAAAAAGAAUAAAAUCUUGCCAUUUGCAACAACAUGGAUGGACUUAGAGAAUAAUAAUGUGAAGUGAAAUAAGUCAGAGAAAGACAAAUAUCAUAUGAUUCACUCAUGUGAAAUUUAAGAAGCAAACAAACAAGAAAAAAAGACAAAAACAAACUCUUAAAUACAUAUAAACUGGUGGCUGCCAGAGGUGAGGUAGAUGAGGGGAGGGAUAGAAUAAAUAAAAAAGAUUAAGAGUACACUUAUCUAGAUGAUCACUGAGAAAUAUGUAGAAUUGUUGAAUUAUUAUAUUUCACACCUGAAACUAAUAUAACACUGUAUGCUAAUUAUACUUCAAUAAAAAAAAUCUAACACAAAAUAUAGUAUGUGCAAUAUUGCACUGUCAGAAAAAGAAAAAAACCCAACUCAGUAGCAAGCAAAGCCAAUGCUGAGGGGAAAAAAAAAGAUUAACAUUAGCAGAGUAAUACCAGUUAGGAGACUUAUUAGGAUUAAGAGAGUUGUAUCUCUUCCAAAGUCUAGUUCUGAGACUCUCAAGGUUCUGAGACCAUCUGGAAGACUCCCUUCUUAAAUCAAGCUAAACUAAUUAAUUAACAACAAAAAAGCCCUGGACUGGGAAAAAUCAGGUCCACAGUGUCUUACUCCUGACUUGGUCACUUGUUUGCUACAGGACCAAAAAAGUAAAAGUGAGUUUAUCUAAUUGAUUAGCAAGAGCUCUUUAUUUAUUAUAAAUGUUAACCCCUUGUUAUAUGUCAUAAGUUCCCCUUACUGUUUCUUAUAUGCUCAGCAUUAUGUUAGAAGUUGCAGAUUAGCUAAAGAGGUGAUUGAUCAUUUACUACAUAAAAAGAAUGGGUGUUAAGUAAUGUAUUUUGAGCAUUUCUAGGUUGCUUUAUGUGUAUUAACAUGUUGAAUCUUCAACAACUCUAAGUGGGUAGAUACUCUUAUCAGAUUAAAAAAAAAAUGAGGCACUGAGAAGUUAAGUCUUCUGCCCAGGAUCUCAUAGCAGAAGGAAGAGGUGGGAUUCCACUCAAGUAGUAUGGCUCCACAGCCCAUUGCUCUUAACCACUGUGAUUCACUGCCUCAAUAGAUUCAUUUAGAUGAGCAGGCUUUGAAAUGUAUUAAAGGUUUGGAAUGAUUUAUACACAACCGGAGGGAAUCUAACCUCUGAAUAGACCAGGACACUGAGAAUAAAUUUUUAAGGAACUUCUUAAAAGGCAAAGUGGAGCUGAGAGCAUUGAAGGAAAGUGAUUAGAGAUUUCUAUCCCCAAAAGCUUGCUCCUGUGUAGCCCAGUUCAGUGGAAGAAAGUUGAGUUUCCUUGUAGCCAAUCACUGGAGAUUCAUCAGGGGGUGGGAAGGUUGCAAAAGAAUGAAGUAAGAGUACACUUGGACAUCUUCCAGGUAAGCUGUGUCAUUACAUGAGUUCUACACAUGAAAACCUCAAAACAACCCGGUGUGGAGGGGGGUGGCUAGGUAGAGCACACACAUCUGGGUGGGAUGGUUCUGGCCUAUGGACUUGUCCUACUUUGAGGUCAUUGCUCCCUGAUCCCCACACUCAGCCUGCUGCAGCCUUCACCCUAAGCCUCCACCAUCUUCACAGCUUGGCUUGAAGAGCUGUAGUCAGGUUGUGGAUCAGAUCAUGAUGCCUUUCUCCCUGGGGUUCCUAAUGGCAGCUGGAAGCCAUGUGGGCAGUGCUUACCAUCUCUCCCCCCAAAAAUGGCUGCAUUCACUCCUCUUCCAAACGUUUACUCUAAUUUAUUUAGCCUUGGUUGGGGAGAACAUAAAGAUGACCAGAUGGUGUCCAUCUCUCCAAGUAUGCUCCCUAAGCAGAACAUUUUAGAAGGGAGAGGCCCUGUGGUGGGAAAGGCAGCAGAAUUCAGGGGAAGACAAUAGUUGCAGUAACAUUUGGGGGUGGGGGAAAACAGGGAGACAAUGAACCUUCCACUUCCAGUUUGGGUUUUUGAUUGCUAGCUCAAAAUAUUGCAGUUUUCAGUAGGGAUUUUUUUGUUUGUACUUGAGAACCUUGAAUUUGUGAUGUGGAUCUCUAGAGGUUUCUGGGUUAGAAUUUGACAUUCUACUUGGGCGCAUUUUUAUUUCAAAGCUGUGAAAGCUGCCGAGACAUGUCUCCAUCACCUUUACUUUUUCCACCCCACACAGGAUGUAAGCACAUGAUCUUUGGUCUUUUAUUUGCAUACUCUACUAGUCCUGUCUUCAUUGGAGGGAAGUAACUGGCCAGACCUAGGCUAUCUUGCUGGCUACCUUCCUUGCUGGGCUCCAACUUAUCUCCUAUGUACACAGCCCUUGGAGUUCAGAGGCCUCUGCUGACCUCUGCCCAACCUCUCUCUCUCUCUCUCUCUCUCUCUCUCUCUCUCUCUCUCUCUGUCACUCUGCGCCCAAGCCCCCACUGGUACAUACAGGCACAGAGGCAGGCAAGUCAGGCAAAGACUAGGAAAGAGGAGAGGGGGCUGGAUACAGGCUGCCAGAGGGCUCAGAAGCCCAGUGCACCUCCCUGUCCCAACUCUGUCCACCUGCUGCUGUGGCCACAGCAACAGAAGAGAUAGCUAGUAAGGCAGGAGUGAGGCCCAGUACCUUGUGGACAGUGGUGUCAUUAGCUGUGAUGCCUAAGAUGUCUCGAGAGAUGGAAGAGCUCACCCAAACCAGGUUGCAGAAGAUCUGGAUUCCACAUAGCAGUGGCAGCAGCGGGUUACAACGGAGGAGGGGCUCAUCAGUACCCCAGUUUACCAAUUCCCCCACAAUGGUGAUCAUGGUUGGCUUACCAGCUCGAGGAAAGACCUACAUCUCCACGAAGCUCACGCGAUAUCUCAACUGGAUAGGAACACCAACUAAAGUGUUUAAUUUAGGCCAGUACCGACGAGAGGCAGUGAGCUACAAGAACUAUGAAUUCUUUCUUCCAGACAACAUGGAGGCCCUACUUAUCAGGAAGCAGUGUGCCCUGGCAGCCCUGAAGGAUGUCCAUAACUAUCUCAGCCGUGAGGAAGGUCAUGUUGCGGUUUUUGAUGCCACCAACACUACUAGAGAACGACGGUCACUAAUUCUGCAGUUUGCGAAAGAACAUGGUUACAAGGUUUUUUUCAUUGAGUCCAUCUGUAAUGACCCUGGCAUCAUUGCAGAAAACAUCAGGCAAGUAAAACUUGGAAGCCCUGAUUACAUAGACUGUGACCGGGAAAAGGUUCUGGAAGACUUUCUAAAGAGAAUUGAGUGCUAUGAGGUCAACUACCAACCCUUGGAUGAUGAACUGGACAGCCACCUCUCCUACAUCAAGAUCUUCGAUGUGGGCACACGCUACAUGGUGAACCGAGUGCAAGACCACAUCCAGAGCCGCACAGUCUACUAUCUCAUGAACAUCCAUGUCACACCCCGCUCCAUCUACCUAUGCCGGCAUGGUGAGAGUGAACUAAACCUCAGAGGCCGCAUUGGAGGUGACUCUGGCCUCUCAGCUCGGGGCAAGCAGUAUGCUUAUGCCCUGGCCAACUUCAUUCAGUCCCAGGGCAUCAGCUCCCUGAAGGUGUGGACCAGCCACAUGAAGAGGACUAUCCAGACAGCUGAGGCCCUGGGUGUUCCUUAUGAGCAGUGGAAGGCCCUGAACGAAAUUGAUGCGGGUGUCUGUGAGGAGAUGACCUAUGAAGAAAUCCAAGAACACUACCCUGAGGAAUUUGCACUACGGGACCAAGAUAAAUAUCGCUACCGCUAUCCCAAGGGAGAGUCCUAUGAGGAUCUGGUUCAGCGUCUGGAGCCAGUUAUAAUGGAGCUAGAACGGCAGGAAAAUGUACUGGUGAUCUGCCACCAGGCUGUCAUGCGGUGCCUCCUGGCCUACUUCUUGGAUAAGAGCUCAGAUGAGCUGCCAUAUCUCAAGUGUCCUUUGCACACAGUGCUUAAACUCACACCUGUGGCUUAUGGCUGCAAAGUGGAGUCCAUCUACCUGAAUGUGGAAGCUGUAAACACACACCGGGAGAAACCUGAGAAUGUGGACAUCACCCGAGAACCUGAGGAAGCCCUGGACACUGUCCCUGCCCAUUACUGAGCCCUUUCCAAGAAGUCAAACUGCCUUUGUCUCCACUGUUUCCCACCUUUAAGUGCUGCUUACCUUGCACUUCUCUUACCUCAAGACGCUGGACUUGGUCUUACUAGAAGACCCCUGCUUCUAGUGAAGAAGCCCUCAGCAUCUCCAAAACAGGCCUCGAUUUCCAGCUACAACCAAGGAGCUGUCUAGUUAUGAAUGAAGCUUUUUCUUUCUUAAUUCCUAGUUCCUUAUCAAUAAAGCCUUCUCUUGCUGCCUACAA
Acinonyx jubatus (cheetah) is the source of this 6251-nucleotide messenger RNA. It is a transcript of the gene PFKFB1, whose product is annotated as 6-phosphofructo-2-kinase/fructose-2,6-biphosphatase 1. Gene Ontology annotation, biological process: fructose 2,6-bisphosphate metabolic process; fructose metabolic process. Gene Ontology annotation, cellular component: cytosol; 6-phosphofructo-2-kinase/fructose-2,6-biphosphatase complex. The transcript has 14 exons. The record is from RefSeq and is a predicted model, not a curated record. Gene Ontology annotation, molecular function: ATP binding; 6-phosphofructo-2-kinase activity; fructose-2,6-bisphosphate 2-phosphatase activity. The coding region runs from base 4568 to 5992 and encodes 474 amino acids. NCBI's taxonomy places the organism in Eukaryota, Metazoa, Chordata, Mammalia, Carnivora, Felidae.